UCAACUCAGCUCAACAAUGGCGACCUCCUCUUCUUCUUCCCUCUCCUUCUUCACCUCCUCCAUCUUCCUCACUUCCCACAAACCCCUCUCCUUCGCCACCCUCCGCUCCAACUCCCUCAAAUCCCCCAAACCCCUAACCCUAACCGCCGAGCUCGCCACCCUCCCGGUCCUCUCCUUCACCGGCGACAAGGUCGGCGAGACCUUCCUCGACCUCAAGUCCGCCCUCCCCGACACCGCCCGCGCCGUCGUCCACCGCGCCAUCAUCCACGACCUCCAGAACAAGCGCCGCGGCACCGCCUCCACCCUCACCCGCGGCGAGGUCCGCGGCGGAGGGAGGAAGCCCUACCCGCAGAAGAAGACCGGCCGGGCCAGGCAGGGCUCGACCCGGACGCCGCUCCGACCCGGCGGAGGAGUCGUGUUCGGGCCCAAGCCCAGGGACUGGAGCAUCAAGAUUAACCGCAAGGAGAAGCGGCUGGCGAUUUCGACGGCGGUGGCGAGCGCGGCGGAUAAUACGAUUGUGGUGGAGGAUUUCAGCGAUGAGUUUGAGAAGCUGGAGAAGCCGAAGACGACGGAGUUUAUUGCGGCGAUGAAGAGGUGGGGGCUUGAUCCCAAGGAGAAGACGACGUUCUUUAUGCUGGAGGUUGCGGAUAAGGUGAAGCUUUCGAGUCGGAAUAUUGGGACUUUGAAGAUGUUGACUCCCAGGACGUUGAAUUUGUUUGAUAUUUUGAAUGCUGAUAAGUUGAUUCUGACGCCGGAGACGGUGGAUUAUUUGAAUGGGAGGUAUGGGGUUGAUUUCGAAGGCGAGACUGAGGAUGAUGAGGAAGAAGAAGAAGGAACUGUGGAGGAUGAGAGUUCUGAUGCAGCAGAAUGAAGAAUUUAUUUCAACCGCUUUUUUCCUCCAAAAAUUGACCUAGGAUUCAUUUCAAUUUAUCCUGGUAAGGGUCUGUGCCUUCUAAGUAACAAUGAUUUCUGCUUGGAUUGACUAGAUUGCAGGCUGGUUUGGUGAACUGAGUGUGCAUCAUUUUUGUUUGUAAAAAUUUGCAAAUUAGAUCAAUACAAGUGUAUUUACUUGGACAUCAAUGUUGUAUCUUUUAGUCAGUUAUCCCGAGUAAUAUCUGUUGGCUGCAACUUUUUCAUCAUUCCGUUAGUAUCUUUCUUGAAUCUAGAUAUUAUAUGCUUAUGUGCCCUUUGUUUGUG
Molecule: messenger RNA, 1197 nt
Organism: Fragaria vesca subsp. vesca
Lineage: Eukaryota; Viridiplantae; Streptophyta; Magnoliopsida; Rosales; Rosaceae
Product: 50S ribosomal protein L4, chloroplastic-like
Exons: 2
Coding region: 17-871 (284 amino acids)
Biological process (GO): translation
Cellular component (GO): ribosome
Molecular function (GO): structural constituent of ribosome
Source: RefSeq, a predicted model, not a curated record